Messenger RNA from Oldenlandia corymbosa var. corymbosa, 1814 nucleotides. The record is from the annotation of a GenBank genome assembly. NCBI's taxonomy places the organism in Eukaryota, Viridiplantae, Streptophyta, Magnoliopsida, Gentianales, Rubiaceae.
GGAUAAUAUUUUUUACUAAGGACAAAUGUGUAACUUGAUCCUAAACAUUCGGACAAAAUUUUUUGGGCAAAGUGGACAACUAGUAUGGGACGGAGGGAGUAAAAAAUAAAAAAUGUCGGGGGUGUUUUUAGUAAAGUGUCAAUUACCCCCUUGACUGGGAGAACUGAGUAGUCAAACAGUGUAACUGCUGAAAAAAACCCAAAAAGGUUCCGUCCUUCACGCUCACUGAAACAAUGGCCUUACGAGCUGUCGUGAGCAGAGCCAAACCAUGGGCAUGGGUUAGCCGAUGUCAUCAAACUUUCAAAGGCGAAUUUGGAUUCCUUGGUGCAAUCAGCGGUGGUGCCAAAUCCUUUUUUGGCCCUAAUUUGUUCAACAGCCCCUCUCUGGCGUAUCAUAAUCCCUCUCGCAGACGCGACAAUGGCCUGCCUCCAGUGCCAGUCGAGUAUCCUACUGGCCCUGAAUGUUUAGGACGCGUUUUUUCUGUGACCAAUCACAAACAAGCCUUUGCGUCGGCUGAAUUUGCCGUUACCCAGCACAAUGAAACCCAGGGUCGGCAUAUUCGGUUUCAAAGGGUGGUCAGAGCAAGUAGGAUGGUGGUUGUUGCCGGGUACGAUUACUACCUAACAUUGCAAGGGAUUGAUGAGAAUGGCGAUUUACAUAUUUAUUAUGCAGAAGUUCGUCACUGCACAGUUCAAAAGACGAAGCAAUUGCGCAAGUGGCAGCUGGUGGAUGAGUCCUUUUCUUACCCUUUCCAGCUAGUAAGUGAAAGGGAGCGGACCGAUGUACCGUUAUGGAAGUACUGUGGCCACAAUUGGGUAAUAUUAAGAGCGUUUCUGCCUACUGUGUCACUGAAAUACAAAGAACAUACAGGUCAUACAACCUUUGAAGAAUCAAAUCAUGGUAUGUGCGUAGGAAAUCCUGAUCUGCCUAGAAAAACUAUGAACUCUGAUGGAAAUGUACUGCACAUCACUGAUUCAUCUUCUCCGGUCUCAAGUGAUGAUAUCGAACCCCUUCAUAGUCGUACUGCAGCAAGUGCUGAUGUUGUCCCUGUCUACAACAUGAUUCAUUGUGGAAGGGUUGUCUACCAUGCUUUAUCUGCCGUGAGAAUGUUCAAACAAAAGGAGGGUAAGAAAGUUUAUCUUCAGAAGGUGUUACAUGCAAGCAAAGAACAGGUUGAUGGCAAGGUAUUCUACAAUCUAUUGUUGCAAGUGAGGAAUGAUAAAGAGGAGUUCAGUUUUCUCCAUGCAUCACUUGAAGUGUCACAAUUUAAGGAAGAGUUGAUCAAGUGUCACGCGGUGGUUGAAUUAUCUUCUGGCCCCCUUGGGAAAAAACCGGUUUCUGUAGGGGCGAGCAGGGUGUCUUGAGGAGUGUUAAAUAAUUUAAAGAUUCAGUAAGCAGCUUUUUGUAUCAAAGUUGUUGGUUCAUCCCCUCCCUAAGGUUAUCGAAACUAUAUCUUAUAUUGAAAAGUUAUUGGGUACAGCUGUUGUAUCUUAGUGCAGCAAGUACUAGCACCUCCUUUUUUGGUGGUAUAAUUCCCGUAAAAAUUAUCUGUCUCCCCAAAAUUACUAUUUUACUCUUAUUAUUGUGUCUGGCUGCACAGUCCUAUGUGGUACAGCAACUGCACUGAAUAGUCUUUUGUGAUAGUAUGUGGAUGUAGUAUUAUUAUGUAGGAAACUGUAAUGGAAAAAAAAAACCAACCGGCAUAUAACUACUAAUGAUGGAAUGAAAUACUCCUACUAAAAAGACUAAUGUGAUGAUUAUCUCCUGCCACCUCUUGUCUACGUACGUUCUUUAACCUGUUUGGGAAAAUUCAA